AUGCAAACAACAAUAACCCCAACAUUACGAACUUUUUCCAAAAAUUCUCUAAAUAAUUCCCAACUUUCAACAACACCAAAAACAGUUUUAGCUUCAGCAUUUAUUCCCUCAAUUUUUAAAUUAGAUUCGGAAAGUACAACAAUAAGUGGGGAUUUGUUGAAAUUUGAAUGUUUAGUUGAACCUUGUAAUGGGAAAGAAAUACUUUGCAAUUUCCCUCAGAGAGAUUGUGAAACUAAAAUAACAACAUCAACUACACCUUCAACAACAAUCACACAAAAUAUAUUUGAAAAAGAUAAUGAAGAAAAUAUUGAAGGUGAGGAAGAAGAAGAAGAAGCAUUUAAACAACAACAAGCAGAAAAUGAUUUAGAAUUAGUUACAACACAAUUAUUAAAUAAUAAUGAAGAAGAAGGAGAAAAUUUAAAAGAAAAUAUAACAAAAAUUAAUUUAAUUCAAACAACAACAACAUUAAAUACUCCCUCUUUAAUUAAUUCUUCUAAUAUUCCUAAUAUUUUAUUAAAUUCUGAUUCUUUUUUGGAAAAAAGACAACAAAAUUUAAUACAAAUAAUUGCACAUGUACGGGACAGUAAAGAAAAAUUAAAUGAAGAAUUAAAUAUUAAAAACAAUAAUUCUUUAAAUUUUAAUGAAAAAUUAAAUAUUUCAACAACAACUAUUGAUUCAUUAGAAAAUCCUUCAGAAACAACCCCUUUAUUUGUUCCAAUCAGAACUUUUCGUCUCCGAACACGCCCAACUAACUCUCCUUUAUUAACAGAACAACCAAAUAUUUCUUUAGAAAGCACAACACAACAAAAUAAUUUUGAAGAAAAUAAUACUUUAACUACAUUAUUUGAAACGUCCUCUAUUUCUUCUCCAAUUUUGUCAACAUCUUCAUAUUCCUCUUCACUAAAUUUUUGUUCUCCAACAACAACAAAUACCAAUUGUAUUUCACAAAACCAAUUAAUUCAAAUAUUUUGGAUUAGCAUAUUUCUUUGUUUUAUUUUUGUUUUUGGAUGUUUUUGUAAUUUAUUAGUUUGUUGCUUUGGGAAUAAAAGAAGUAGUAAUGAAAGAGGAAAUAUUCAAAAUUCUGGUAAAUGGCAAAAAUAUGAAAAGAAAGGAAAAGGAAGAAUUGUUAUUGGUGGACAACAAAAGUUAAUUUCUGCCAUUAAUCCCCAACAAUUAAAUUGCCCUCCCUAUAAUUCAAACGAUACAAUAAACAAACAAAAGAAACAACAACCAACAGAAUCUACAGAUUUAUGGAUUAGCAGUAAUGGUGUUAGUUUUAAUGAACGAGUUGGUGGUGGACAAGGAGAUGGGAGGGAAUGUUUAGAGAUGGAAUCUAGCCAUUUUGGCCAUAGCAACACAACAAGUAUUUAUGGGGCUUUACCCAUUCAUAACCCUCAAGGAAAUACACCUUCAAACAGACGAUGUUCAAUGCUUUCAUAUGCCUCAGUAAAAGCACCUAAUAUACAUUCAACUCUUGCAGGACGUUGUUCAAAUGCUAAUAAUAUAAUACAAAAUCAAAUACCAGCUUCUCGUAUAUUUUCUUCAAGUCAAAAUCAACAAAAUAAUAAUAAAAAUAUUAGAAGUACAUCUCCAUCUUCUCUACAUUCUCCAUCAACUACAAAUACUUCUUCGAAUGGAGGGAAUGGAAUGAGAGAGAAUACAGUUGAUCAAUUUAAUCCACAAUACCAACACCAACAACCACAAUUACAAACAUUUCUUCAACAAAGUCCAAAUCACCAACCAUUACAGCAACAACAACCUUCCAAUAGUUUAGCUUCAAGUUCUAUGCGUUCAUCUACACUUGGAACACCUUCACCUUCAGACAUAGAAGAUCAACAAACUGGAACAAGUACACCAAGGCCCUCCAUGGAUUUUGGGACCAACCAAAAACAUCAACAGGCAGAUAAUGAACAACAUGUAAUUUAUGAACAAAAUCAAUCUUCUCCUGGUGUUCCUUUACAAAAUUAUUUGACUAAAACUAUUAUUGCUGGAGGACCAGACAAACACGAAUCUUCCUCAUUUUUUUAA
Messenger RNA from Meloidogyne enterolobii, 2028 nucleotides. Lineage: Eukaryota; Metazoa; Nematoda; Chromadorea; Rhabditida; Meloidogynidae. The record is from the annotation of a GenBank genome assembly.